CCAAAUCCAAAAAACAGAAUUGUGCCACUGUGGUUUAGUUUCGCUGGCACGUUACCGCGUCCUGACCGCUAGUGUCAUUGAAAUGGCUUUAUUCUGCUGGAAAACUUGGUGACAGGCUUGCUAAACCUGACAGACAAUGUCUGUUGGUUGAUCGGUUGACGUACCAGCCGUUUCUGCUUGUGUGCGUUGUGAUCGUCGCACUUGAUCCUUUCGCUCCGGAAAGACUCGCCCUGUCCUAUAAGGACUGUGUGCGGCCAUGACGCAGCGGCGGCUUCCGAGCACGGCUGCAGCUGCCCGCGAAGUGAAGACUGGCCCAGCCACGGUUGCCGAUAAACAGUUGAUGGGUGAGGAACAAUGUAGCCUGCAAGUGGCCUUCGAGGAACUGCAGUGUCACCUAAGACAGUCACGGGACGAGAUUGCCCGCCUCGAACGAGUCAAGGCGAAGCUUCGGGCCGAGGUGGAAGCAAAAAACAUUAGCCUGGGCUACCUCCAGCAGCAGCUAGACAAACGCGACCAAGAGGCAGAAGACCUGAAGUCAAAGCUUGAGCAGGAGAGCCAACGGAAUGCUGACCUCACACAGCAGCUUGCAGAUGCCCAAAAAGCAAACGCUGGAGGCUUUGGUUCAUAUCCACUGCCACAGUCCACGAAGAAGCAGCCAUUUCGCUACCCUGUUGAAGUGGGCCUCCGUGAUUCCGAUCAAGAAGACCCGGCUGCGUGGACAUUGGAUGGCAUGUCGCAGCUGUUGAUGGCCCGAAUGCAGCAGGAGAUGAAAAGCUUGGAAGAGAUGGGUGGGGAAGUCGUCGAAGAUCUUCCAUCAAGCGAUGGGUCCAGGACUCCUCUUGGCCACGACCAGCCACGUAAAGGGGCAGCAAAGGGAGCAGGUGAAGAAGAGGCGAUACAGCGUGACAGCAGCCUGCAAGCUGCAAUGCGGCUCAUUGCCACACUCACUGCACAGCUUAACACUGCCAGGGAAAGGGUGCUGGGCCAGAGGGCAGCGCUGCUCUCCACCUUGGCAAGGCUUAGAGGUACACGUGCUUCCUGCUUAUCCUCCUCGCACAGCGAGGAGGAACAGUUGGCCAGGAGGAGAGACGACCCAACGAAUGAUAGCCAGCCCAAGAGGCCAGGCGAACGCCCCAGUCGGCCGGCACUAAGCGGAACAAGGCCCUCGGAUGAAAGCUUUCGUGUCUACUUUACGCAGCAGCUUUCCGCAAGCGGCCUCAACACAGAACUGUCCCAAGGCACGUUACCAGAAGAGGAGCUCGAGAGGGUGUGUCCCAUCUGCGAGGUCCUCUUCCCACGACGCGUCUCUCAGGAUGACUUCGAAAGUCACGUCCUGGAGCACCUUUCGGGUCAUCCACUGGUGCUCGAUCCAGCACAGUAAACCCUAGGGAAAGGAGAGGUGGUGUUGUUAUCAGUCCAUAGAAAUUGUUGGCGCUUCUAUGUUGUCUGCUGUGUGCUGAUUGAGCACGCAGGUAAGCUUAUGGCACACCGGUUCAGCCAGUCAGAAAACACUAUUAAUUUAUCUGGCUGGUGUUGAACUAUGUGCAUAGAACCACCAAACAUAUAGAUGUUUCAAGAAUAACUUGAUUUGGGUGCAUCAAUUCGUUUUGACGGCACUCGUAUAAGAUCACUAAAAAUGAAAAUGUAAAGAACACGUAAGCAUGACCGGCAUUUAACUUCAGUGCCAGUGCUUCCGCAUGUGUUCUUUUUGUCCUUGUCCUUAACGCUGUUAUGUAGACACUAUAAGGGUUGAUUGAAGUUACUGUCAGUCCCAUGAACGAUAUGUGUGACUUGUUGCACUAAUUCAGUGCCACCCACCUUUGGAGAUGCGAAAUCCUUGUGUAUUUUAGUGGUAACAAAUUAUUUGCUGUCAAGGAAGGCUCUCUUGCAGUAUUUGAAUACAAUGAUUGCAGCUUAGCUCGAUGUAAAGCUUCCUUGCAAUGGACGCUCGUGCACAAAAACUCCGUGCACACAAGUCCCUAUAACAGUCGGCACAAUACAAGCUGUAUAUUUAGUGAGUCAUUUCACAUCUUUGGAUGCCCUUUUAGAACAUCUACUAGCCAUGACAGGGUGGCAUUAGCCACAGUGUGAGUUUGACAGGGUAAAGGGCUAUGCAACGAUUGCUGGGUCGCACUUGAAAGUGAACACAAUUUUUCAUUUUUUGCAGCCGACACUGAAAUAAAUUCAGCGGUGCAAAUGCAAUGCACUUGAAAUUUUAGCAUCUUAUGAUGGUGUGUGGUGAAAAUUCUUGCAUUUACUAGAGAGAUAGCGAAGUGACACAUACUGCUCAUAUCUACUUUGUUACAUCCUACAUUGUUUGCUCUCCACUGUUACCUAAUACUGUGUAGGUAUUUCCGGCAUUAUCAUGGUUUCAUUCAUUGCCGACUUUGCAUAUUGACCAAAUAGGCUAUUGUUUAGAUGGGUUUACAUUUUGCCUUGCACACUUUGGAAUGUGAGUGUGGGCAUGAUAUGAUCGCAUUUGAUAUGAUUGUUCAUAAAAUUGACCAUCUCUAACUUUUCUGGUAAAUCCAGAACACUGCCUGUGCAUGUUGUCCAUGUAGAGAGAGAUUUGGCUUUAAUGCAGCCAACAGAUCAUGCCCACUUUUAUAGUUGCGCAUAGAACAUUUAUAGUUGCGUUGAGUUUUACCACUGAUGCUCCAUACCCUGCUUGAAUAAAGUUAUAUCAAGAAAUGUAAGUUAGCUCUACACUAAGUGUUACUGAAUUUCCCUGUUAACUGUCAACAGAUUACACUGCUAUGAUGCUUGAGAUGAAGCUGCCUGUCUAGAGAGGGUACUACUGCAUUUCCUCUUUAAAGCCACCAGAUAGUUGAACAACACUCUGAAAAUGAAACCUAUGGUUUGUAAAUCGAGAUGCGACAGUAAAGUUUGUGAAUUGUUCCAAAAGCAAGAAAAGUAUGUCAUGUACCAUACUCACGAAUGGAAACAGUACAAUUUAGGGCUAAGUAACAGACAUACUUUCGUUUCCACCGUCUUCAGUUCGUGUCAUAUCGGCCUAAUUUCAACUCAAACGCGUUGAUCACAGCCAAUAUUAUCUUUAGAGACUGGAUUCAUCGCAACGUAAGGUGGUUAUCUCAAGCAAUUGCGCUUACCAGUCGUUAUACUAAAAAAUUUGAUGUCGCCUUUGAAUCCGUGAGUACUGUACAUGAUAACAUUUACUUAUUAAUUGGGCCAGGAAAUAGAUGCGCCAAAAACUGUGCGUUACUGUGAAUGCAUUACUGAAGAAAAAUUAAAAAUAUUGGUGUGCCAAGAAACAAAUCUAUUCCUACAUUUUGUUAAAUUUCUGGUCAUUGGCUACGUAGCUUGUUUGCUGGCGCUUUUGUGAACUACUUCUGUGAAAUGUGCUGGUUGUGUCGAUUGGUACUAAUCAACAUGAUGGUUUGAUCAUCAUGGAAACGAUGGUCAGGCAAGCAUGAUGGAUUUCUUAACAGCUCACUUUUGACAUUUGAUCUUCCUCAGGCUAAUUUGCCAUCACAAAUUUAAGUUCAUCACAGAGUGGUAACAGUCAGAAGCUGUUCUCGUAUCUCACAGAAACAAGAUCUUGCUUUUAAAAUACCGCUGUAAUUAGCACAACACAAAUUCCUCAACAUAGUUUAAAGGGGCCCUGCAACCAUUGAAUGGCUCCAUUAAGGGAGCUUAUUGCCUCACGAAUCGACCGCCGCAAAAAUUUUUAGAAUCCAUCAAGUAUGAGUGGAGUUACAGGACUUUGUUGCAUGCUUCGAUUUCCUUCUCUCUCCUCUCGUCCCGACAAGUGCGCUGGAAGCUAAGCAGGGAGAGAUGGCACGGGGGAAAGAAGUUACGUCACGCGCGCGGCAUGACCUUGAGCGCUUUUUCUUUUUUCUUCGAAUGCGCGGCUUAUUUUCAGCGGCACAUGGCAGCCUCGGUAACCGCUGUGCAGCUCGCAAUGCUGAAAUCAGCCAAUGACCGUGAAUUUGGGUGUAUGGCAUGGUCAGUUGAGUAUAUGGCAUCAUUUGUAGAAAGAAGAGGGAACGAUUUCUGGUCAACUUUGAGAAAUAAUUGUAAAUUCCAGGGGCUGCGUGCUGCACUAUAAUGUUUGGCUUGCGUGUUCUCAGGAGCGUCAAAUACCGAUCGGCAGCAUUUUCUGACCAUGCUGAAAAAGUGUUGCAGGGUCCCUUUAAGUAUUCUUUGCAUUAUUAAUGAAGGAAGCGAUAAAUACACCAUCAGCCAAGCCAUUUAUAGUCUGUGGCACCCAUCAUUUCCAUGAUCGUUGGAUACUCUCGGUAUUAUCGGUAUUAAACUCUUGUAGGUGAGGAGUGUGCAUUGCACAUUGACAAUUUUUGAUAUGCUGGUCUGGACACUUUGGUGAACAAAUGCGUGCGAUAAAUAUUAAAAUACCUGGGUUCAAUGCCAAAUGGUUCCUUUUUUUAUUUAUUGUUCUGGUGCUGGAAUGUCAAGAGUGCAGGCACUGUUGUACUGUCCAAAACCAUUGUAAAUUGCUUUACUUACAGCCUGCAAGCUGCCAUUGCAACCAUCAUUAAUUCUUUUUGCAUUUGUGGCGGGUACUUUCACCUUUUGAACCCUUGAUCCCCCAAGCUUUACCCAUCCUGGCAGCUUGUACUAGUAUCACCCAGGCGCGAUUUUCUCCAGGUAACACUUCUUUACCUGCUUUCAGAAAAUCAGUCAGAUCUGCCAAAGAACUUCAGCACAUCUAUUCGGUGACUGCGCAUAUUUUUUUAAUAGUUCGCAUUCUUUUCAUAAUAUAAUGAACUCUGGCAUUUGGAUUAAAUACUGAAUCUCAGCUUCCUUGCAUAACAUUGUGGGUAGUUAUGAAAUAUUGCAAUACAAAUUUAAGUGCGAUCUUGCAAAAUUAUGGAAAUUUUCACGAGCCCAAGUGUUAAGCCACAUUACUUUGGCUUUUUCUAUGGGGUAUUGUGUAUCGCACCAUUUAUUUGAGGACAACAUAUCAAAUGAGCAUGGGAGGGGACUUUCCUGCAAGCUGUGUUCACAUGUUCACUAAGUGUGUAUUUUUUUACCACUACAUAUUUUCUUUUUCUUCUUUUUUAGAACUAUGGCAUGCUCACCAUUCUUAGCAUUUUGUGACAACCCAAACAUUUAUGGGUCUUUGUAUUAGGCUAAAGACAGAGUUUUAGUGAAAGUUUUAUGUUGUGCGCCGAUAUUAAUUGUGCAUUUAACGCAAACACGUUAAAGCCUAACACAGUAAAGUUGUUAACCUACAAUUUCA
Molecule: messenger RNA, 5221 nt
Organism: Rhipicephalus sanguineus (brown dog tick)
Lineage: Eukaryota; Metazoa; Arthropoda; Arachnida; Ixodida; Ixodidae
Exons: 6
Coding region: 257-1381 (374 amino acids)
Source: RefSeq, a predicted model, not a curated record